Fusarium redolens is the source of this 210-nucleotide messenger RNA. RefSeq lists its product as uncharacterized. The record is from RefSeq and is a predicted model, not a curated record. The transcript has a single exon. Bases 1 to 210 code for a protein of 69 amino acids. NCBI's taxonomy places the organism in Eukaryota, Fungi, Ascomycota, Sordariomycetes, Hypocreales, Nectriaceae.
AUGACUAAUACUAAGGAGGAAAUCAAUAGCCCUACGUAUUCAAGCGGCUCAAGACAAUCUGACAGCACUCCUCGCGAUAAUCAACCCGCGACUACCGACCCGGUUAACGGGGACGACACCAGCUCAACCGAAAGAUCAGAUGGCAACUUUAAUACCGAUGACUUUACACCUAUUGACGUUAUUCCCGACAAUAAGGAAAAACAGUCUUAG